Messenger RNA from Anoplophora glabripennis (Asian longhorned beetle), 2456 nucleotides. It is a transcript of the gene Pgant35A, whose product is annotated as polypeptide N-acetylgalactosaminyltransferase 35A. Lineage: Eukaryota; Metazoa; Arthropoda; Insecta; Coleoptera; Cerambycidae. Gene Ontology annotation, molecular function: Notch binding. Gene Ontology annotation, biological process: regulation of Notch signaling pathway. The transcript is spliced from 7 exons. The coding region runs from base 257 to 2116 and encodes 619 amino acids. The record is from RefSeq and is a predicted model, not a curated record. Gene Ontology annotation, cellular component: Golgi apparatus.
AGAUGGAGUUCGUGCUUCUUGAGUAGUGUCUUUCCGUAUGAUUAAAAUAUCUAUGGCCUCCAUGAUGGCAAAUGACAACAAUCAACAAUGGAAUUUUGACAUUUCUCAAAUCGUACGUCGCCUAACCUUAAAAUUUUAUAAUUAUAUUAAAUCAAAAAUAAAUAGAGUUGUGAUAGUACAAUUAACAAUGUGAUUUUUUAUUAUUCUUGUACAAUAUCGUUUAUAAUAAUACUCAAUAUAUAUAGUUUAAGUUAAAAUGGUUAGUUUAAAUAAGUCAUUUCUCUAUGGAAUUUGCUUUGCUUCACUAACAUGGGUAAUCUCAUUAUAUUUAUACUUUCAAUUAACGAAAAAUGAUAUUAUAUCUAAUAAAAUACCCACGCAACAGUCAUGGGUGUAUAAAAGUAAUUUGAUUGAACCGUUACAAAAAUACUCCAAGAACAAACUCGCAAUGAAAGUACCAAGUAAUAAUUAUGCAAACAAUUAUAAUCUCAUUAAAAAACUGCAACCUGUCUUAGCAACUCCUGAAGGAUCUGAUAAAGUUGAAGAAGAAUUAGUACGCUUAGGAAUGGUAAAUAAUAUGGCAGAUUUACAAAUUAAAGAAGAAGGAUAUAAAAUGUAUGCAUAUAAUGUACUGAUUAGUAAUAGAUUAAGCUAUAACCGUAGUAUACCUGAUACAAGGAACAAAUUAUGUCGAGAUAUUAAAUAUGAUAACGAUUUGCCAAAUGCUAGCAUUAUAGUAUGCUUUUAUAAUGAACAUUUGAACACAUUAUUGCGAACAAUUUAUUCAAUAUUAAAUAGAACUCCCAGUCAUCUGCUAGAAGAGAUAUUACUAAUAAAUGAUCAAAGCGAUAUACCUAAUCUACACGAAGAUGUGGAUGAAUAUAUCAAAAAGAACUCUCUAACCAAAGUACGGUUGUUUAAACCUGAAACAAGACAAGGUUUAAUCAGGGCUAGAAUAUUUGGUGCUAGAAGAGCCCAAGGCAAGGUUUUAAUAUUCUUGGAUAGCCAUGUAGAAGUAAAUGUUGGUUGGAUAGAGCCGCUACUAAGUCGAAUAAAAGAGAAAGAAUCAAAUGUUGUGAUGCCUAUCAUCGAUAUUAUAAAAGCAGAUACUUUUGUGUAUUCCUCAAGUCCGUUAGUCAGAGGUGGUUUCAAUUGGGGUUUACAUUUUAAGUGGGAAAAUUUACCGAAAGGAACAUUAGAUAAGAAGGAAGAUUUUGUGAAACCUAUAAAAUCCCCUACAAUGGCAGGGGGCUUAUUUGCGAUAGACAGGGGCUAUUUUAUCGAUACUGGGGAAUAUGACGCCGGUAUGAAUAUAUGGGGGGGCGAAAACUUAGAAAUAUCUUUUCGUAUAUGGAUGUGUGGUGGAUCAAUCGAGAUAAUACCAUGCAGUAGAGUUGGACACAUUUUCAGAUCAAGAAGGCCGUACGGUUCUCCCGACGGACAAAACACGAUGCUCUACAACUCACUCAGAGUUGCCUACGUCUGGAUGGACGAUUACAAAGAACAUUUCCUCAAUCAAAACAAAGAUGCUAAAGAUGUAGAUUUCGGUGAUAUUUCUUUAAGACUCCAGCUGCGUAAAGAACUAAAGUGCCACGAUUUCGAAUGGUACCUGAAAAAUGUUUAUCCCGAGCUAACCCUUCCCACUGACGAUGAGGAACGUCUCAAGAAAAAGUGGUCCGCAAUCGAACAAGACAAAUAUCAACCCUGGCAUUCACGAAAACGUAAUUAUUUGGCUGAAUAUCAAAUAAAACUCUCCGAUACGGAUCUCUGUGUUCAGAGUAUGAAAGAUGUGAAGAUAAAGGGUAGCAAGUUGGCACUGAGGCCUUGUAAGAAAACCAAAAGGCAACUUUGGUAUGAAAGUGAUAAAAACGAGCUCGUGUUGGCACAACUGCUAUGUUUGCAGGCUGGAAAAUCAGCUCCGAUUGUGUAUAAAUGCCAUGAAAUGGGAGGGGAUCAGGAGUGGAGACACAAAGGAGGGAAGAAAUCUCCAAUAUAUAACAUUGCGGCUGGCACAUGUCUAGGCGUUAAUAAAAAAGUGGUCAAUGCAACUCUAGCAAUGAAGUUGUGCAAUGAUCCAGAACCCAGUUACUUAAACUGGGAUUUAGUUGCGUAUUAGAAAAUAGGAUAUUUUUAGAUCUGAAUAUUUUAAGACUGAACAAUGAAUUUAGCAUGACAAUUUGAACAAAUUCUGUUAAAAAUUAUAUAAUUUUCUCAUUGAAAUAAAGUUAUUUUUGUAAUUUUUAUAAGAUGUUUUUGAUAUAUUGCAGGUUUGACAAAAUAUGAUUUUUAAAAAAAUUAGCAGCAUAAUUGAUAUGCUUUGGUCGUUGUAAGCUGAUAGAAAUGUACAUACGUUGUAAAAAUAUAUUAUCACUGGACAAAUUGUAUCAGUAACUUUUAAUUAAUUAUAUGGGUGUAUAAUUUUGUUGCUACUAAGAAAAUGUGGUAAUUUUGGUUAA